AUGCCAUCCUCAGAAACACCUGAUCAGCGGCAAAGCCGCCGGGCGGCUGUACGGGUGAUUUGCCGCCUGAGCACCGCGUUACCAAGCGCGGAUGUCUUGUCAAAAGAUGUUGGUGCUACACUGUUGUCUGAGCGCGUGGCUCGGCUGAGAAGUGCCUUGGAUGGGCAGGAACUUGAGAGCUUGGAGGAAGCUGUGCGGCAGUAUGAGGAAGCCACUGGUGGAGCACUCCCUGUGCCUAUGCAGCCUUUCCCCAAUCGAGUCCGGGAGCCUCCUCGUCAACGUUUUCGGGUUCACGGGGCCGACGUGCAGUUGACUUUCAACGAGACGUCUUGGAUCGCAGAUGGUGAAGAUGUUGACGCUUGGUUCCAGCAAGCAGGGGUGCGCCUGGCUGCCCGCUUCCAGGGAUGUGCUCUAGAAGAAUUUCCGCGCAAGUUCCAAGAGCGUGUCUUGCACACAUCUUUGACCCUGGAGCAGUCUUGCCGAGCUUCUGAUGGCCAGAGCAGGGUGCACUUGCACGCGCAGUUCACAUUUGCCGGCAGGAUUGACCGAACCGGCGUAUCAGAUUUCGUGUUCGAUGGAGUUUAUCCGCACAUAGAACUGAACAAGGCAAGGGGGCCCAACGUGCAGGUGUCACGGAACAGGGCCCAUUUUUACGUCUAUUGCACGAAAAAGGGAACCCUAUGGUCCUUCACCAACUAUUGGCCGUUUGUCGAUUAUGAAGUCCAGCCCCAUUGGCUCAUCGGGUGGUGGGCUACAGGCAAAUUGGACAAUGAGCAGUGCAAGCUUUACCUGCUGAAGAGCAAGAAGUCUUACAGGACCUUGGUGCAAAAUAUUGAAGCUGUGGCACAGGCGGAACAAGCAGAGGGCUUGGAGAAGAUGUUUCUGCAUUUGGCAACUUUCUUGGAGCAGUUCAAGUGGGCGAAGGACAGGUACCUCCUUUAUGCAUUGCAAGGGCCAUCGCAAGCGGCCAAGACGUCCUUCGUCAAGUCAUUGUUCCGGAAGCCUUUUGUUGUCACGAUUCAAGGGCAAGAUUCCUUGAACCUGCAGAAGUUCGUGUAUGGCGGCCAUGAUGCUUUAAUCCUUGACAACCUGGUCGAUUGGAGCCUUGUGCUGAAGCACCGCGCGCUUUUGCAGUCCAAUCAGGACAUGCACGCACUGGGCGAGUCCGCCACGGGAAUGUAUGCGUACAGAGUGUAUUUGUGGGCCGUACCAGUUUGCCUCACCUUGGAUGCAGAUGUUGACAUGCGCCCCUACCAUUCCUCUGAUUGGCUUCAAGCCAACGUUCUGCUCGAUGUCUUGCCUCAAGGGGCAAAAUGCUUUGAAGACGGAGAGCGCCCUUUGAUUCCCAUGGCCAACGUGCCGCGCCUGUCGGCGCCAGUUUGA
Molecule: messenger RNA, 1383 nt
Organism: Cladocopium goreaui
Lineage: Eukaryota; Dinophyceae; Suessiales; Symbiodiniaceae
Source: the annotation of a GenBank genome assembly